AUGGCACAAGAACUAAAUAAGCCUAAAUCAGAAAUUCAGAAGUUUGAAGGGAAUCCAAUGGACUACCAGAGAUUCAUUAGACAGUUUAAUACAAGGGUGUGUGCUAAUACCAGCUCAUAUGAAGAACGUUUGAACUUUCUUCUGCAAUUUACCAGUGGUGAGGCUAACAGAAUAGUGACUGGAUAUUCACACUUAAAUGCUGAAGGAGGAUACAAGGCAGCGAUGGAUGAAUUCAAAGAUCGAUAUGGUGAUCCAGACAUUGUUGCGCAAGCUUAUAUGAAAAAAGCAUUGAAUUGGUCAUCAAUAAAACAAGACAAUGCAAGGGGACUUGAUGACUAUGCAAUAUUCCUUACCGAGUGUCAGCAUGCUGUCAAUAACGUAGCCAGCGCUAGAGCCUUAGAGUAUCCAGAGAACAUGAAACUUAUUAUAAAGAAACUUACGUUCUACUUGCAAGAAAAGUGGCGAAAUGCUGUGUACGAGCUCAAAGACAGAAGAGAAGUUGUGAAGUUUGAGAACUUAGUGAAGUUUGUUCGUAAGGAAGCUAAAAAGGCCAACGACCCUAUCUAUGGAAGAGAAGUGAUGAAUAUCUCAACGUCUUCAACCCACGGACAGAAUGUUAAACCAGCCACAUUCUCAAAACAGAAAGGGAACUUUGCAACUAAGACCGUGGAAUCUCAUCUAUCUACAAACAAUUAUGCAUAUGAACAACAUAGACCAAAAUCAUCUGGAUUUAUGAAACCAUGUGCUUAUUGUCAAGGCACAUCACAUUCAUUGGAAGAGUGCAGGAACAUUAUGAAGUUACCCCUAAAGGACAGAUAUGAAGUGUUGAAGUCUAAGGGACUGUGUUUCUCGUGUUUGAGAUCAGGACAUUUUAAGGGAGCCUGUCAACACAAGUUAUACUGCGUUCACUGUAAGAAGUGUCACCCAUCUAUACUUCAUGUGAAUCCUCGACAAGGCAAGGAAAACCCAGUGACUACUGAUCAAAACAAUAACAGCUCAUCUGCAGCCGUUUCUUCAACAGCGCAUAAGGGGGCUGGGGACUCAGUGAGGCAAGCGCUUCCGGUCAUACCAGUACGUCUGAAAUCAAGAAACAGUGACAAAUUUAUUACAACUUAUGCUUUCUUGGAUUCUGGGAGUACAGCGACAUUUUGUACAGAGGAAAUCGCAAGAUCACUUCACCUUGAAGGCAAAAGGACUGUGCUUAACUUAACAACCAUGGGACAGCAGAGGACAGAAAACUGUUGCAUUCUAUCUGGUCUUGAAGUGAGUGAUUUAAAUGGUGAUCACACAAUUGACUUACCUCCUAUAUACACUCAACCGGAUCUGCCCAAAUCCAAGAAAGACAUUGUUACGCCCGAGGACCUACAAAGAUGGCCGCAUCUGCGUGAUGUACAUAUUGACACAAUAGAUAGUGAUGUUGGUUUGUUGAUUGGAGUCAACGUACCGAAAGCAAUGGAGCCAUGGGAUGUGAUUACUAGUGUACACAAAGGUCCAUUCGCUGUUAAGACUCUGUUAGGAUGGAUACAGACGGGAAUGAUUCCCUUUCCGUUACCAUGUGAAAAGACUUACUAUGGAUCCGCGUCCUCGAUUGCAAACAACUCCAUUGGAUGUGAUACACGAAAAGCUAGAUCUACUGGGCAUGUCAACAGAAACAACUUUGUGAUUGUAAGAUUUUCUUGA
This is a messenger RNA of Saccostrea cuccullata (small rock oyster), 1680 nucleotides long. RefSeq lists its product as uncharacterized. The record is from RefSeq and is a predicted model, not a curated record. Lineage: Eukaryota; Metazoa; Mollusca; Bivalvia; Ostreida; Ostreidae. The transcript has 2 exons. The coding region runs from base 1 to 1680 and encodes 559 amino acids.